This is a messenger RNA of Lobosporangium transversale, 1044 nucleotides long. RefSeq lists its product as hypothetical. Gene Ontology annotation, cellular component: mitochondrion. The record is from RefSeq and is a predicted model, not a curated record. The transcript has 3 exons. Lineage: Eukaryota; Fungi; Mortierellomycota; Mortierellomycetes; Mortierellales; Mortierellaceae. Gene Ontology annotation, molecular function: zinc ion binding; oxidoreductase activity. The coding region runs from base 1 to 1044 and encodes 347 amino acids.
AUGGCUGUUUAUGCUUCCUCUCUUCCUUCCUUGAUCAAGUCGUUCCAAUGGACGACCGUUGGUAAACCCUCUGAGAUCCUCACAUUCAACGAGGCUGCGCCUUUACCUCACGUUUCCGGGUCCAACAUUCUCGUCAAAGUCCACGCUACUGCCCUCAAUCCUGUCGAUUGGAAAUUGAUGAAAGGCGGCUUGCCGCAGCUACUCAUGCCUAAGCUCAAAGUUCCGUGUUUGGAUAUCUCUGGUGAAGUCGUAGCAAUUGGUCCCAAGGCGGGCAAAAUAGUUCAAGUGGGAGAUGAAGUCAUGGCUAUGCUACUUUUUAGUCAGUCCGGAGGGCUGACAGAAUACACGCUAGUAGAUGAAUCACUUGUGGUAAAAAAACCUCAGCGAUGGUCAUUCGAGCAGGCAGCUGCAUGGCCUUUGGUCGCAACCACUGUUUGGGAAGCACUUGUCAUUCGUGGCAGCAUCAAAAAAGGCGAUAAAGUUUUGAUCAACGGCGCAAGCGGAGGCACAGGCACAGUAGGAGUGCAGGUGGCCAAGGCACUUGGUGCGUAUAUUGUGGGUGUUUGUUCAACCGCAAAUGUAAAGAUGGUCAAGGAUCUUGGAGCAGAUGAGGUUGUUGAUUACACCACGACAAAUGUUACAGAAAAGUACACUAAUCAGGACUUCGAUAUCAUUUUUGACACUGUUGGUUCUGCGGAAGAGUUAUGGGCCAAGAGGCGUACUAUUCUAAAGCCAGCUGGCAAUUUAAUCCGUAUUGUUGGUGACUCCAACUCCAUGAAUACACCGUUCCAUCUCCUCUAUGCUGGUGCUCGAGUUGCAGCGAACAAACUGACAUCCUUCUUGCAGUCUGGCCCUGGAUAUCACUUGUUUACGACUUAUCCGAACGGUGCAGUCCUUACAAAAGUUAUCAAAGUCCUGGAGGAUGCAAAAGCCGACCCUAUCAUUGAUUCGGUGAAUGAGUUUACACUACCUUCUGUCCUUGCAGCCUUCGAUAAGAGUCAGUCCUCCAGAGCCAAGGGAAAAAUUAUUAUCAAGAUCGCUUAG